AUGACAAAAACAGUGGAAGCCGUCACUAAUUUGAAAAAGAAAGGUCACAGGAUCGUAAUUGUGUCCAGUGGUGGUAUUGCUAUGGGACUUAACGUUAUGAAUUUAGAUAAAAGACCACAAUCUGUCUCUGAAGUGCAAGCUAUUGCAGCAAUUGGCCAAAGCAAACUAAUCGGUAGAUGGGACCUUCUAUUUCAAGAAUAUAACCAAGAAAUUGCACAGAUUCUUCUGACCAGAAAUGAUAUUUUGGAUUGGAAGCAGUUUAAAAAUGCAAGAAACACCAUUAUUGAAUUGUUGGAUAUGGGCAUAACACCAAUAGUUAAUGAAAAUGAUACCUUAUCUAUAAGCGAAAUUGAAUUUGGUGAUAAUGACACUUUAAGUGGUGUCACAGCAGCUUUAAUUCAAGCAGAUUUCUUAUUUCUUUUAACUGAUGUGGACUGUCUGUAUUCAAAUGAUCCAAGGAUUGAUCCCUUGGCGAAACCUAUUUUAACUAUACGUAAUUUACAUUUAAACAAUGGUGAAAAUGAAAAUCCUUUAAAUGGUAUUAAUAUCUCAAAUGGAUCUGGUACCAAUAUUGGUACAGGUGGGAUGAAGACAAAAAUUGUUGCUGCAGAUCUAGCUACAAAUUCAGGUGUACACACAAUUAUCCUAAAUAGUGAAUCACCUGAAAAGAUUAAUAAUAUUCUUUCAUAUAUGUUAAAUACUGAUUUUUCUAUCAAUAUUGAUAAUGAAGUGGAACUGGAAAGAAUGAAUGAAUUAAAUAUUCCAUUACACACUAAGUUUUUGGCCAAUGACCCUGAUAAAAGAUUGGAGUCCAGACAAUUUUGGAUCUUACAUGGUCUUGUUACUAAGGGAUCUAUUAUUAUUGAUGAAAAGACAUAUAGACAAUUAAACAUGGUUGCUCAAAACCGUUAUAAACAGCAACAGAAUAACAAUCAUAACUAUAAUAACACCCAUGAUCACCCCUGUAAUAAAAAUGAAGGAAUGAUCCAGAUUAGUAACCCCUUGCUCGAUGGAGAAGAGGGGAAUAGAAAUGAUGGUAAAUAUACACACAACAAUGAUGAAAAGAAGAAUAGUUAUGGGAGAAUUUCUGAAGAUACUAGCAGUAAAGAUAUUAAUGUUGUUUCUGGUGGGUUAGAUGUUCAUGGUAUAAUUGGUGUAGAAGACAGAUUCCAUGAAAUGGAAUGUGUUAAUGUCAAGAUUGGUAAAACGUUAGCCAAUGGUGAACUAGAUCCGAAUUAUCCUUUGAAAACUGUAGGGAGAGCUAUGGUAAAUUAUACAAGUGAUGAAAUAAAAAAGAUUAAAGGAUUAACAGAAGAUAAAGAAAUCGAGAAUAUACUUUGUGGCAGUAAUAACAUCAGUUCAUCUUUAACGAAAAAGCUUAAGCAUAAUUAUAACAAUUAUAGUCGUGAUCAUGGAAAUGAUUAUGGAGACAAUUAUAUAACGUUUAGUCAAAAUAAUAGUAUUCCAUCCACCAAUUCAAAUCCAAGUGUUCGUAGUAAUACAUCUGCGAUUUCAGUUGUAGCAAGUAGAGAAAACUUGGCAUUAACACCAUUUUAG
This is a messenger RNA of Arxiozyma heterogenica, 1557 nucleotides long. RefSeq lists its product as uncharacterized. NCBI's taxonomy places the organism in Eukaryota, Fungi, Ascomycota, Saccharomycetes, Saccharomycetales, Saccharomycetaceae. The record is from RefSeq and is a predicted model, not a curated record. The coding region runs from base 1 to 1557 and encodes 518 amino acids. Gene Ontology annotation, molecular function: glutamate 5-kinase activity; ATP binding; RNA binding. Gene Ontology annotation, cellular component: cytosol; cytoplasm. The transcript has a single exon.